Molecule: messenger RNA, 1290 nt
Organism: Trametes versicolor FP-101664 SS1
Lineage: Eukaryota; Fungi; Basidiomycota; Agaricomycetes; Polyporales; Polyporaceae
Exons: 9
Source: RefSeq, a predicted model, not a curated record
CUAGGCUUGACGGACAGCAGCCGCGAGGUGGUCCAUGCGGGCCCGCUCUUCCGGCAGACCGAGAAUAGCCCGCUGAAGCGCGCCAUGAGCAGCUGGAAGCAGCUCUGGGUCGUCCUUUUCGACAACUACCUCGUGAUGGCGAAGCAGAAAGGCCACGGCGCCGACGCGCGCUACGUCGUAUGGAAACCCCCAGUGCGUCUGGAGCUCCUCGCGCUCGAGAGCCUCUCGAUCCGCCCCGUGCAGCGCAGCAACACGCUCAGCCGCAUGAUGCGCCCCGGGCGGAGCGACUCCUCCGCAUCCGGGCGCAUCUCGCCCGACCCCGCGCUCGCCUGGGACACGCACCCCGGGAGCGCGGACACGUACUAUCCGCUUUCGAUACAGGCGCACGGGAAGCACGGGGCAUCGUAUACCCUGUACACGCGUACUGUUGAGGAGCGCAGUGAGUGGCGGCGGAAGAUGCGCGAGGCAAUCGAGGCGCGCAAGGCGGUGAGGGAGGCGGGGAGUAUCUUCCGGCUGGAGACGAUCACGGCGGACACGGCGUCGAGCCAGGAGGUCCCGGCGCAGCAGGCGGGGUUGGUGACCGGCCGGGUGUUUUGCACACUUCCGUUUGGGUUGGCCGACGGCCGUCGUUUCAUUGCCAUAGGAAGCGAGGAUGGCGUGUGGAUAGGCAUGCCGAACCGACCGCAAUCAAUACGACGAGUGAUGUCCCUGAAGAUGGUCACCCAAAUCGCGUUUAUCGCCGAGUAUGGUUUUCUGAUAUUUCUAGCUGACAAGGUGCUUCAUGCGGCCGAUAUUGAAAGUGUGGUGCCGAGCAACACCAAGCAGGGAGAGCAGCCAGCAGCAUUCGGGUUGCAGAGACUAAGUAAUCCCCAUACGCCCAUCCACUUCUUCAGCGUUGGGUGCUGGGCAGGGCGAACUCUUAUCAUUUCCAAGAAGAGGAAGGGUCUAGACAGCGUUUUCCGUAUUUUGGAGGUAACUCGCUCCAAGGAGCCAUGGGCAGCGCAGGAACCGCCAAAGAUCGUAGUCUACAAGGACUUUUUCUUGCCCUCAGACGCGCACGACAUUCUGUUCCUCAAGACCAAAGUUUGUGUCUUAUGUGCAAAAGGCUUCGAGAUCAUGGAUCUGGAGGACUUCUCGAGUGCCACUAUCCCAUUGGAUGAAGACCUGCGCGGGCUGGGCAAGCGGCCGGGCACAUGCAAGCCCAUCGCAAUGUUCCGCAUACGAAACGACGAGUUUCUCCUAUGCUACGAAGGUAAAGCCGGUGUCCCUACAUUCAUUCAGGCCAACUGA